Cercospora beticola is the source of this 762-nucleotide messenger RNA. RefSeq lists its product as uncharacterized. The record is from RefSeq and is a predicted model, not a curated record. NCBI's taxonomy places the organism in Eukaryota, Fungi, Ascomycota, Dothideomycetes, Mycosphaerellales, Mycosphaerellaceae.
AUGGCUCGCAAGAUAUGUUUGCGGAAGCGAGUCGUCCAGUUGACGCUCCCGCUUCCUCCUUCACGUGGUACGACAAUUGGAAGGCUAGGAGCGUCAGAUGUCCCGUCGAAUACGAGUACACGCAAGGUCGAAGCCCGCUGCAACAUGACAACGUUGCUCCUUAGCCAGAGAGUCAAUCGCAUGUUCAACGACACCAUCCAGGGAUCUGUCAAGCUGCAGAAAGCUCUAUGGUUCACUGAACUCGAGGGAAGCCGUGACCACCGCACCUGCACCCUCUCAGAGACCAAAUCCAGGAUCAAUCCAUUAUUCUCGAAGAGAAACUACCCGACGAAAGUUUUUGUUGAAGCACUCCGGGGCUUGGACUGGUAUGCACCACGCAAGUCUAUUGCUGUAGAGAUGAGAAGCAAGGCGAAGAAUGGUUGGACCGGACCAUCCCAAAGUUGGAGUCGCAUGUUGAUUGCACAGACCAUCGACCAGACUUGUGUUCCAAUGGAGCUUGACGCACCUGAGCUCGAGUACAAGUUCUUACGCGGCGGGCCCUAUUUCACGAUGCUUUGUGCGCCAGAUACUGCUGCCGACGUGUUGGAGCUGGCAGAGGAUCUGGCGCACGAGGACUACUUGGAUCUCUUGAAGGCCAAUAUGGACAAGGAAGAGCUUAGUAAGGAGGUUCAGAAGCUCAAGGCUCAGCGCGGCUAUUUGUAUAGAGUCGCAAAAACCCAUCUGAAGAGAGUGACGCGUGAGCAAAAGAAUCGGGACUACUGA